UCCACACUUCCGGCGGUGUACUGGCCAAAUGCCGCCGGCCAGCAACUUCCGUCCUCCUAGCUAAAAGCAGAAAACAGAGGCUCGGAACCGCUGCGUGGUUCUUGCUCUUCACUCGGCCGUUUUAAAGGGUGACCCUUUCCUGUCCCGGCCUGCGUUGCGUGGGCUUGUGGGUCUUUGAGACCCGAAAAUUGAGAGCGUUUUCGCACUCCAGGGGCUGCUGCUGGCGGCUCUGCGGCCGUCACCAUGCCACAGAACGAAUAUAUUGAAUUACACCGUAAACGCUAUGGAUACCGUCUGGAUUACCAUGAGAAAAAGAGAAAGAAGGAAAGUCGAGAGGCUCAUGAACGUUCAAAGAAGGCAAAGAAAAUGAUUGGUCUGAAGGCUAAGCUUUACCAUAAACAGCGUCAUGCUGAGAAAAUACAAAUGAAAAAGACUAUCAAGAUGCACGAAAAGAGAAACACCAAACAAAAGAAUGAUGAAAAGACUCCACAGGGAGCAGUACCUGCCUAUCUGCUGGACAGAGAGGGACAAUCUCGAGCUAAAGUACUUUCCAAUAUGAUUAAACAGAAACGAAAAGAGAAGGCGGGAAAAUGGGAAGUCCCUCUGCCUAAAGUACGUGCCCAGGGAGAAACAGAAGUAUUAAAAGUUAUUCGAACAGGAAAAAGAAAGAAGAAGGCAUGGAAGAGGAUGGUUACUAAAGUGUGCUUUGUUGGAGAUGGCUUUACAAGAAAACCACCUAAAUAUGAAAGAUUCAUCAGGCCAAUGGGCUUGCGUUUCAAGAAAGCCCACGUAACACAUCCUGAACUGAAAGCCACCUUUUGCCUACCAAUACUUGGUGUAAAGAAGAAUCCCUCAUCCCCACUGUAUACAACUUUGGGUGUUAUUACCAAAGGUACUGUCAUUGAAGUAAAUGUGAGCGAAUUGGGCCUUGUGACGCAAGGAGGCAAAGUUAUUUGGGGAAAAUAUGCUCAGGUUACCAACAAUCCUGAAAAUGAUGGAUGUAUAAAUGCAGUCUUACUGGUUUGACAGCAAUUUCAUAUAUAAUUAUUGAGGACUACACACCAAUUGAAGAAACUGCCAUUACUGUGAUGUUUCUGAAUACUACCAAACAGCCAUACAUGUCUGCAAUGAAGAGAUUUAUUAAAUUGUAAACAUUAAAGUGG
This is a messenger RNA of Pongo pygmaeus (Bornean orangutan), 1163 nucleotides long. RefSeq names its product NSA2 ribosome biogenesis factor (gene NSA2). The transcript has 6 exons. Lineage: Eukaryota; Metazoa; Chordata; Mammalia; Primates; Hominidae. The record is from RefSeq and is a predicted model, not a curated record. The coding region runs from base 244 to 1026 and encodes 260 amino acids.